UAAAAUGGUGAUCCAUCCAACCUCAUUAUUUUGACCAUGAAUGAGACGAGUUCGCAUGUGCAUUAAUGAUGAUACAUUCCGCCGACGGUCAAGACAAAAAUCACGUCUGAAUCCUGAGCUGCCUCAUCCUCAAGUCGUUGUCUUUUAUUGACAUUCCAUGCAACAAUGAACUCUCCUUCAUCAUCGUUACCCUCAAUUUGCACACGACAAUCUAUAAAUAAUAGUUCAAAAGCAGCACACCAACAUCGUGCCCUGUUAUAGCCUCCACCCACGGAGCUUGAUUCUCAUAUAAACCUCAAUUUUAAUCAUAAUUCCUACAGAAAAUCAAAUCAAACCAACCAAACUAGUGAUCUAAUUCAUGGAAGCUUAUUCCAGCUCUUACCCUGCGUCCAAGUCUAGUUCUAUGCUUCAUUCUGUGAGGAAGGCACCAGCAAAACCGUGGAAGAAGGCGCCGGUGGCACCACCGGCACCGACACCGAUCAGAGUGUACAAGGUGGAUGCUAUCAACUUCCGCGACCUUGUUCAGCGGCUUACGGGUGCACCCGAAUUCAACCCUGAACUUCAUAAUCAACUUUUCCAAAGGGUUUCACCUAUUGCUACCGCGCCCCCACAGGCAAUGUUGUCAAGCAGAGACAACAUCGUUGCACCAUCCUCUGCUGUGUCCUCCGCUAACUGGUACCAGGAGCAGAAACCUCAAACAUUGGAAUUUAAUUUAUCAUCUUCCUCUUCUCAUAACUGGUGCUCUGUCCCUCGUACCACCCAAGGAACUAUGACCACCUUGGAACCGGGUCGGGUUCUUUAGUUUUUCUAUCACUGUUUUUUUUUUUCUUAAUGCUAUGAUGAAAUAACAUAAUUUAAACUAUCUCCUUUAGCUA
Messenger RNA from Vigna radiata var. radiata (mung bean), 875 nucleotides. RefSeq names its product VQ motif-containing protein 29-like. The transcript has a single exon. The record is from RefSeq and is a predicted model, not a curated record. NCBI's taxonomy places the organism in Eukaryota, Viridiplantae, Streptophyta, Magnoliopsida, Fabales, Fabaceae. Bases 359 to 802 code for a protein of 147 amino acids.